This is a messenger RNA of Puccinia graminis f. sp. tritici CRL 75-36-700-3, 465 nucleotides long. RefSeq lists its product as uncharacterized. Bases 1 to 465 code for a protein of 154 amino acids. Lineage: Eukaryota; Fungi; Basidiomycota; Pucciniomycetes; Pucciniales; Pucciniaceae. The transcript is spliced from 5 exons. The record is from RefSeq and is a predicted model, not a curated record.
AUGGGGUAUCUGCAAGCCUUGAUGAGCGCCCUGCUCAUGUGCAGCUUGGUGCUCCUGCUUGCCGCCGAGGAUGGCGAAUCUUUGCAGGGGAUCCCGGGAGGAACCCAGAGGUUAGCAACUCCAUCCAAGCACAAUGGUGAGGAAAGACAACAACGAGCACCCCGGGAACGCCGAGGAGUCGCACUGGCUGGACACUAUCCUUUCCCGCAUCAGGUCACUUGCAAGGAUGCUGAGGGCCAGCCACAGACUUAUAAGAGCAAAGAUUGUCUAUCGGCGGCCAAGAAAAUGUCGGCCUACCAACUCAGUGAAGUGACCUGUAGCACCUGUAAAUUGUCCGUUGUAAGUAGCAAUGGAGAACCGCUCAAGUCCGCGGUUCCCGCGGACCGUCUCCAGCACAUGACGGUCGAGAUUUUGAAAGCUUGCGCAUCAAACAAGUCCAUCAACGUCAGUCCAGUUCGAAAAUGA